AUGAAGUACUCUGCUGCCGUCCUCUCGUUUGCCGCUGUCGUUGCCGCCCAGCCCGCAUUCACCAACCUGGCCUUUGACGUCCAGGAGGGCGAGCCCUUCACCCUCGAGUUCACCGGCUGUGACGCUGGCUGCACCAUCAACCUCAAGGACGGCCCCAGCGAUGACCUCGAGACCGUCGAGCAGCUGACCGACUCUGCCACCGGCGGAUCCUUCACCUUCACCCUCGAGGACCUCCCCACCGGCACCUACGCCUUUGAGAUCAUCGACGCCGAGGGCGAGGAGAACUACUCGGCGCAGUUUGAGUACGAGGGUGUCGCCGUCGCCCCGUCCUCCACCGUGGUCACCAUGACCACCGAGGUCGUCAAGACGCUCACCACCUCGACCAUGACCCCCACCAGCGAGGAGGAGGAGACAUCCACCUCGGCCGCUGUCACCACCGUGACCACCCCCGUGACCACCCUCACCGAGACCUCGGCCAUGUCCUCGAGCGCGAUGGCGACCCCCACUGACGAGUCCACCCAGACUGAGCCCACCAGCGAGCCCACCCAGAUCCCCGACGGUGGCAGCGCCGCCGCUGGCCUCGCUGCGCCUGGUACCCUUCUCUUCGCCGCCAUUGCUGGCCUUCUCAUGUUCAACUAA
Messenger RNA from Emericellopsis cladophorae, 639 nucleotides. RefSeq lists its product as uncharacterized. The record is from RefSeq and is a predicted model, not a curated record. Bases 1 to 639 code for a protein of 212 amino acids. The transcript has 3 exons. Lineage: Eukaryota; Fungi; Ascomycota; Sordariomycetes; Hypocreales; Bionectriaceae.